AUGAAGGCGCCCAACCCGGCAUCGGCACUGGAGGCCUCCGGUGCCGCGCCGGGCACCGCCGAUCUGCUCCGCGCCAAGAGCGCGCACUCACUGGCGAAGAUGCUCGUCGACGCAGGGCACCAGCCUCGAGCCAUCGGCGCCGCACACUCCAGGUCCAUGAGCACCUCGGCGGCGCCAAACGCGAGUGUCAAAGACGAGGGCCUGUCCGUGUUCGAUCUCCAGCGCUUCGGAUCGCAGAUGCACAGCCCAGCGGCGACUGCCCGCGCCAGGGCCUAG
Messenger RNA from Ostreobium quekettii, 276 nucleotides. NCBI's taxonomy places the organism in Eukaryota, Viridiplantae, Chlorophyta, Ulvophyceae, Bryopsidales, Ostreobiaceae. The record is from the annotation of a GenBank genome assembly.